This is a messenger RNA of Lycium ferocissimum, 375 nucleotides long. Its product is annotated as putative leucine-rich repeat receptor-like protein kinase At2g19210. The transcript has a single exon. The record is from RefSeq and is a predicted model, not a curated record. The coding region runs from base 1 to 375 and encodes 124 amino acids. NCBI's taxonomy places the organism in Eukaryota, Viridiplantae, Streptophyta, Magnoliopsida, Solanales, Solanaceae.
AUGGCUGUGACACCGGAUCCGUUGACCUCGACCGACGACUCGGUGUCCUUUUACUGGAACGCUGAUAAAAUCACAGAUAGGUUUUACAUAUACAUGUACUUCGCCGAAGUGGUCGAAUUGCCAGUGACACAAACAAGGGGAUUCAACAUUUAUGCUAAUGAUAACCUCUUUUAUGGACCUAUGUCUCCCAACUAUUUGUUGACGUCGAUGGUGUACACAGUGUCUCCGGGAUCUGGUGUCGAGAGGUACCAUGUUGUCAUUAAUAAAACUGUGACAUCAACUCUUCCGCCACCCAUUAAUGCUGUCGAAGUUUAUAAAGAGAUAAAGCAGGACAACAAGAAAAUAUAUCAACUCUUCAUUUGUGGUGUGGAGUGA